GGUCUGGAAAUAGCUAAAAUAUGUACUUGCGAGUACAAUGAGUUGCAUUCCUUUUGAGGAGUGGGAUGCGAUUUUGAAAAGUGAUUUGUGGGCUACCGUUGUCUUCCUGUAGAAUUAAAGAAAUGCUUUGCUUACUGUGCUCUAUUCCCUGCAAGUUAUAAGUUUGAAGAGGACAAUUUAGUCUUGAUGUGGUUGGCCGAAGGUCUCAUUCAGCCUAUGGGUGAAAUAACUUUGGAAUGCAUCGGUAAGCAGUACUUUAAGGAUCUAGCUGGGAGGUCAUUCUUUUACUUAGAAAAGAAGAAGAUAUACAAUAUGCAUGACUUCUUUCGCGAGAUGGCUCAAUUUAUUUCUACAGACGUAUGUUUGCAGAUGGAGGAUGAAAAGCCAACAUGUUACCCCUCACUUGGAAACAUUCGUCAUUUGUCGCUCUGUUGCAACAAUUUGGUGUCAGAUGAAUAUAUGGAGGAAUUCCCCAAGUGUGAAAGAUUGCGGACCUUCCUCUUGACAUGUCGGAAUGUCGACGCAGGUGUUGGUGACGCAACAACUUAUCUCCUCCAAAAUUUUAGUCUGCUAAGAGUUCUGGAUUUGAGUCAUGGGCACAUUGUUGAGCUUCCAGACACAAUUGGCAAUUUAAUGUACCUCCGUUACCUUAAUCUAUCUGGUAAUCUUUUACGAUAUAUACCAGAAUCAAUAGGUAAACUCUUUUAUUUGCAGACACUUCAGUUGAAUAGUUGCGAAGAACUUUCUUAUCUCCCUGCAAGCUUGAGGAAUCUGGGAAACCUUCGGCAUCUUCAGUUUGAUAAUUGUUGGCAAAUAGACAACAUGCCAUUGUAGAAUUAACAAAUCUUCAAACCCUGUCUACAUUUGUGGUUAGUGAAGCUGAAGGUUAUACUAUUGUGGAACUAAAGAAAAUGACAUUUCUCAAGGGAUCACUUCACCUCUUCAGAUUUGAAAAUGUAAAAGAUGAAACUCAGGUAUUAGAGGCCAACUUACACAUGAUGUCAUUGCUCAACGAACUUGAGUUGGAAUGGGUCGUUCGUAGAGUUGGGCAUGAAGCACUAGUUGUCCUUGGUCACGUUAAGUUUCAUGAAAAUCUGGAGAAAUUGGUAAUAACAGGCUACUAUGGUUGUCAAUUUCCUCGACGUUGGUUGAUCGAUUCAGGUUUCAAUCUUAAAAGCAUUCACUUGAAGAGGUGUGUUGAGUGCCCGUCGCUCCCAGUUCUUGGACAUCUCCAGCUCCUUGAAUCUCUUUGCAUUGAAGAUAUGCCUUUGGUAAAAGAAGCUCAGGCUGGUUUCUUUGAGGGAUUCCCGUCACUGAAGUCACUCAAAUUUCGGAACAUGUUGACGCUGACACGAUUGGUGGAUUUAAUAUCCGGGAACAUGCCUUCUCUUCGUGUUCUCAUAUGCAAAAAUUGUCCCAGCCUAAGAAGUUUACCUUCUCUUGACAUCUUCGGUUCUCUCACCAUAUUAAAGAUCAUAAGGUGCCCGGCAGUAGGGAAAUUGCCAGAAAGGAUGCCUAUUUCUCUGCGGAAGAUAGAUGUCAGAGGAAGUGAAAUUGUUGCAGCUCGAUGUCAAGUAGAUCAAGAGGAAUACCAGGCCUCACAAUUCGUACCACUGAUGAAUAAUGGAGCUUUGAUUGGUCUGCUAUGCUGCCCAUUUUCUCAAAGGAAGUUUGGUUGAUUUUCUGAGCUGAAUGUAGAGGAAGAGUCACAAGAUGCAUGGAAAGAGGCACUUGAACUGUAGUUUUUAAAGUUUGGCAUGCAAGUGUAGUUAAGUUGUUAACUUUGCACCGGUGUUGCAGAAUCAUUGUUACUCCCUAUAUUUCUCUUGUUUCAGUUUCUAGUAUUGCAAAAAAUUGUGUGAAUUGCUGGUCUUGUUUCUAUUGCUAAGAUCUAUAUUCUUGCAAAAAGUUAUGUGAU
This is a messenger RNA of Nicotiana attenuata, 1918 nucleotides long. Its product is annotated as probable disease resistance protein At4g27220. The transcript is spliced from 2 exons. The coding region runs from base 912 to 1679 and encodes 255 amino acids. The record is from RefSeq and is a predicted model, not a curated record. Lineage: Eukaryota; Viridiplantae; Streptophyta; Magnoliopsida; Solanales; Solanaceae.